AUGGAUUACUCUUUCUAUGAUCCCAGAUCACAACCCUCGGGCUUCUCGCUGUACGGGCUGCCUACCCCCGACCAACCCAAUACCCAACCAGACACAUUUGCCUCUUUGAACUUUCCUGGCUUUGACUCCUCGUUCCCCGUCGACCCCUCCUUUGUUCCGCCACCGCACUCACCGCCAGAAUCAGUCAAGCACUCUGCUUCCAGCGAUGCUGCCAACAGUCAGCAUGCACGUCUCACGUCAUUCGAUGGCGAUGAAACUCAAUUCGCCGAUCACACCUUAGGGAGGAGUAGCAGCGAGGAAAAGGAAUCAGCACCCGCGCAAAGCAAGCGCAAGGCACAAAACCGAGCAGCUCAACGAGCAUUUCGAGAGCGCAAGGAACAGCACGUCCGCGAUCUCGAAGACAAAGUAAACAGCCUUGAACAAGCGUCCGACACUUUACAAGCCGACAACGAGCGCCUGAAGCGCAAGCUAGCCCGGUUCACAACCGAGAAUGAAAUUUUGCGCGCGACAUCACAACACGCCAACCGCGGAAACGCCAGUGCAAACGAGGACCCCGAGCGAACCGUCACAGGGCCGAUGAAGUUCUCCCCCACAGACUUUCAUGCUACAUUCAUGGCCCAUGGUCGUCAAAGCCCGCACCACCGUCUCACUGUGUGUCCGAUCACCGGCGAGAAGCUGCUGGAUGCGGGUGCUACAUGGGAUCUUAUUCAGAAACACGAGCUCUUUGAACGUGGCCAGCUUGAUAUCGGUGAUGUCACGGAGCGUUUGAAGGGUAUGUCGCAAUGUGAUGGACAGGGUCCUGCUUUUAAGGAGAGCCAGGUUCGUAAGGCUAUUGAGGAGAGUGCGGCGGCUGGUUGUGAUGAGUUGAUCUGA
This is a messenger RNA of Penicillium digitatum Pd1, 873 nucleotides long. It is a transcript of the gene rsmA, whose product is annotated as putative bZIP transcription factor (Fcr3). Gene Ontology annotation, biological process: regulation of DNA-templated transcription. NCBI's taxonomy places the organism in Eukaryota, Fungi, Ascomycota, Eurotiomycetes, Eurotiales, Aspergillaceae. The record is from RefSeq and is a predicted model, not a curated record. Gene Ontology annotation, molecular function: DNA-binding transcription activator activity, RNA polymerase II-specific; transcription cis-regulatory region binding. Gene Ontology annotation, cellular component: RNA polymerase II transcription regulator complex.